GAGUGUCUCAGAAGAGACCAAUGAUACUAUCCAGGGAAGUUUCCUUCACCAAUCAGAGCGCCAGGGCUCAGGAAGGAUAUCCGCUCUGGACACAAGUCACUUCCGGGUGUUUACUUUUGCUGUCUUUGGGCAGGCAGUUGUCUUGUACCCUGGCCGUGGAAGCAAGGCGCUGUUUUGUUGUUGUCUAGCCAGUGUUCGUCACGGCGUGCUGUCGCAAGUUCCGGAGAGACAGUGCUGAGCGUGUUUCACAUGCGGCCAUUACGCUUCUGGAGUUGUUGACAGUGCAUUAAUAGACGCAAGAGGUAAUCGACAAGGACUGCAUUUCGUCAACACUAUGUCUAAUUCUCCACGUUCAUCGAGCGAUGUUCCUGGUGAUCGGUCUAGAGAAAGCGCCGUCGAAGGUGGCGAUGAAAGCGGCAGAACAUCUGCAGCCUUCUUGCCGACCAGUCGGUCGGAACCGGAGGACGCAGGAGCAGCCGCGAGUGCCAGAAGUCCCGCUCAGAAAGAGAAGACCUCUCCAAGUCGGCAGCCGGUGCAGCGACCGCACUCCCUGAGUCUGUCGCCGGCAUUUCUGCCGCCUCUGAAGCCACACACAUCGUCGCCAGUAGCGCUGCCUCUGGCGCAAUCGACGCCCACUGGCUCUACGGUGUCACCACUUCCGUCAGCAACCUGGGGUUCUCCAUCGCCUCAACUGCUGUCUCCGCCGAUGUUGACACCUUCGUCAACAGAUGGGGAGUCACUACUGCCAUCUGCAGAACACUCUGCUAGGCUACAAGGAGUCCUGCCACUGUACACGCAGUUUAAGAAUGUGGUGGCGGAAGCUCAAAGGGAGGCAUCUGAGGGCGUGGCUGGGAGCCGCACAAAGACUCUUAGACCCCGGAGUUCUCUCUCGCCCUCUUUUCGCAAGGAGUUCUCCACAGAUUACAAGUCGAAACCGCGAAAACGGAAGAAGUUAUCUGGAAGUAAAAAGCUCCUCACAGGAAAACAUCGUCCGAAAGGGCGGCAGGCGGAGUUGGCAGCUUCAAAACCACCACCAUCACCACCUCCUGCUGCUGCUGCUGCUGCUGCCGCCGCCGUUGCCGCCGCCGUCACACAAUCCAUAGCUUCUGACGUCAAACCGACGUCGAAGUCUACUCGCUCGCCAUCGGCAGUCAAGAAAGCGCGGGCUGUCGGAGUUAGCCAUCAACACCAGCCCUCUACAGUUGCCACACCUGCGACAUCGUCUCGAGGACCGUCCCAGGGUGGUUCUGGGGGAAAAUCUGCACCAACGCGUCGCUCCACAUCGCCUCGGAAAGAGCCCCGGCGUGAGAAAAGCCGAUCCAAAGAUCACGAGGCUGGAGGCGAGCACCUACCGAAGCCGCUUCUACUGUCACCGUGCAAAGUGUCGCUUGCGCGACUGCCUAGCAAGAAGAUACCGUCUACAGCAGGCGGCUUCUGGAGUUCUGCUCGUGCGGAGGCUGCUGUUACCGAAACAUCGCUGAGAGACACAGUGAGUGCAUCGCCAACGGAGGGGCAGCGAGGCAUCCCAUUGACUGAAGAACUGGUUAAGAAACGAAGAGGUCGGCCUCCGCGGAAGAGCUCGGUGUCAACUGAGGGACAGGUAAAGAAACGUAAAGAUCACCAGCCACUGAAAGCUGCCACACUUAGUAAAACUUCGACUGGAGGAGUGGCAAAGAAACGUAAAGAUAACCAGCCACUGAAAGCUGCCACACUUAGUAAAACUUCGACUGGAGGAGUGGCAAAGAAACGUCUAGAUAACCAGCCACUGAAAGCUGCCACACUUAAUAAAACUUCGACUGGAGGAGUGGCAAAGAAACGUAAAGAUAACCGUCCACUGAAAGCCGCCACACUUAGUAAAACUUCGACUGGAGGAGUGGCAAAGAAAUGUAAAGAUCGCCUCCCACUGAAAGCUGCCAUCCUUGACACAUCAACUGCAGGAGUGACGAAGAAACGUAGAGGUCAGUCUGCUUUGAAAGCCGCCAUUUUAGCUACGAUGUCCGAAGGUAGAAAAACAUCCUCCAUGAAACGGUCUGUCAAGUGCUCUGUAGAACAAAAAGCUCUUAGUGAAACUAAGAAAACUCGGAAGAAAACAGAGUUGUCCAUACCCACAAAUAUCCCUGUGACAUCUGACCUGGCUUUCUGCCUUCAAAGAGCUCAGAAACAGACAGCUCCAUUUUUGGCUCAGAAGCCGAAGCGGAAAAGUACUACCAAGGGAAAAGCACCUUUUUUGCAUAAACAGACGUCUAAUUCAGUUCAAACAUCAGAGCAUCGGAAGAAGGCCUCUGAUCUGCGUCAGACCAAUAAGGACAAAGCCCAGAGGUUGAUCUUGAAACUUCGUAAGGAGAGAAUGAGAAAAACUUCGGUAACUACCAUUCCUCUGAAGACAGUUUCAGCACUGGAAUCAACUUCGCAGUCUAAGAGACAAAGCGCUAGUGGAUUGCCACAUAGUAGCUUAGAAGGUUCAUCAGAAGGGACAUGGAUUGUUGCUGAAAACAACAUUCAGCAGUGGACUGGCACGGGGCCGGAUAAAGUGGGAGAAACGACUCCGGAACGUCGAUCAAGGCGUUCUGCAGCUAUGCUGGCUCGUCAGGCAAUUGUGGCAGCUUUCGAAGAAGAAGCAGAAGAAGAAGAAGCAGCAGCCAUGGACCGUUCAAAGAAGCAGCAUGUAAAGACAUCACCAGAGUGGAAAAUCUCCAGUGGGCCCAGAAAUCCGAUCUGCUGGGUGACGUACACUUCGAAAAGCAAUGAGAACAGCAAGAAAGCUCUUGUGAGGAAGCGUAUUCUUCAGCAGCAGGACAAUGAAGGACCCUCACGAACUGGUACUUCAGAUGAUGAUUCCGUCACAUUCGUCUUAGAUGAUUUGGUGCAAACAGUAGACUCUAUGAACUCUGCUCUUCAGGAAAUUAAGCUAAAUUCAAGUGAGAACGCGGAGUGUUCACAUCUUCCCAGCACGGCUCCACUUCUGGUCGAGCUAACAUCUUCAGUGCAAGAGCCACAGCCCACAACAGAUAACGGGGAAACUGAUGGCGGCAGCACCACAACCGCUACAAACCAGUCGAAAAUAGAGAUUCAGAACCUGGCAGGGAUACAGACAUCACCCGUCGUUGUUAAAGAGCCUAGGAGGCGUCAAAGCAGUGGAUCGCAGUCUGUUGGUGAUGCUGCUGUAGCAGCUUCCCCUGAAGUAAUAACUGCCGAUGUUGGGUCAGCAUCGGGACAAGGGCCAGAAGCGGAGGAUCUUCCACGAGGUCGAUGUUCGUCGUUGGGAAGUGGCUCUACUUGGCCCAGUCCAUACACUGGGUCACGGGGUCGAUCCAGAAGUUCCAGUCCGCCUACUGCAACACGAAGUUAUCUCCGUUCUAAUCCUACAGACUACGGAUGCGCAAAUCCCCCAAACUCGGACAGAAAGGGCGCUCAAUUCAAUUCCAAGCACUGGAAAAAGCAUAUGAUAUUACCUAGUGAACAGCACCAGCAGGAAAUGUCCUACGAGGACCAGAGGGAGACAGAAAACAGAGAAACGCAGAGCGCCAUCACCGAACACGUCGUAACCCACGUGGUAGGGCGUAACGUUCCCAGUAACACAGCUGGAGACGGAUAUGCUACGAGUCGAGUACAACAAACAUCCGAAAAUCAGUGUGACCCUGCUGGUGACAAUUUGCCCGAACAGCGCAAAUCCCCAUCUUACACACUGCCUUCAUAUUCAUCGAAAUAUCAUAGACCAUGGAGAUGGUGUAAGACUGAAGACACUGAAGACAAUGACACUUGCAUGCCUAUUGAUUUGUCUUUACCGACGGUUAGUGGUAAAUUUUCCGUCCCAGAAGUAAUACACCGAGAACAUGCUGAUGACACAACCGGAGACGUUUUUCCAGUUCAAGAAACAACUGAGAACAGAAGGGAGCCUGCUGAUGAUUGUAAUUUGUCUGUUGGGCACAGAGGCGUUCAGACAUUUCCAUCAUGGUCGCUAAAAUCCGAUACGUCAUGGUCAGUUCGCAAGAUGGGAAGACAGUCAAACAUCGGGGAAGUAUCCACCGCUAUUGAACGGUCUCCGUUGACUACACGCAGUGAGUCUUCAAUUUCCGAGAUACACCGAGUGCACUCCGAUAGCACAACUGGAGACGUAAGUUCUCCUCUGAUACCGGUGCCACGAAGAGUCGAGAAGCGGUGCGAAUCUACUGGUGUCAAUUUGUCUCUCCGGCACAGAAGGGUUGAGGCACUGUCUUCAUGGUCGUUAAAAUUAAAUUCGUCAUGGUCAGAAACCGAGAUGGAAAUCCAAGAAGACAGCGGGGAAGGUGUAACUGUUCCCGAAGCGCCUGUGGCGACGACACGUAAUGAGUCUUUAGUCCCAGAGAUGUUACACCGACAGCAAGAAAGUUCCAGUCUUCUUAAGCCGUCUACGUCCUCAAGUCUGUCGCUCGCUAAAGAGAGAGCCUCAUCAGACGAUGAUCCGGAGCUACUGUAAGACAGUUGCGGGCCAGAUUCUACACCCACAGAAUCGCAAAGUCUCUUUGUCUCCCUUGCAUCCAGUUCAGAUAACACAGCAGAAUGACAAAAAUCUCUUGUUGACGUACAUAAUCUAGAGAAUGAUUCAAAAAGUAUUUCUUCCAUAUGCCUCGAUCUAGACAGUGCGGUAACCAGUGCUGCUAAAUUUAAAACGUCACGAGCAAUCUCUACGUAUCUCUAUUAUCCUCACAGGAUAUUUCACCUUAUAUAUGGUCAAGGAAUAGUCUCCAUUGCUCCUCGAAUGCAUCUGGAAAGAGUACCGAAUAAAUUAAGUCAGAAAUAUUGAAGUAUGUGGACAAAUGGAUUGUCAGUGCUGACGCUGUGGAUAGUUCGGAGCAAUAUAGUAGCAUAUGCCUUAUCGUUACUGCUGCUGCGCAGGAACUGCAAGAGGUACAAGAGUCAACUCUUCGUUUCAAUUACGCUCGCACAAGACAAGGUGAUAUCCGUAAGUAAAUCCUCAUUUUUCCCGCCGUAACAGUCGAGAUAACGUUCAGAGUGCUAUUGCUCGUGGUCUCCUAUAACAAAGUUCAGAACAGUAUCGUUGAGUUACAUGGUUGAAUUGAUAUACAGUACAUCGACAAAAAUAGCUAUGUUUAUAAUGCAGAUGCAACGGCUAACGACAGAGACAUUCCUUCAGAAAAUGUCACACGUGUCGUCCCAUGCUAAGACCACUAUGCAAUAUGAGUUGUGCAUUGUCAGAAGAGAUCACGUGUUUCGGCUUUCGUGCAGCUACAGUACUGCUACGGUGCGGAUAACAGGUGCAACGCGU
Molecule: messenger RNA, 5266 nt
Organism: Schistocerca gregaria
Lineage: Eukaryota; Metazoa; Arthropoda; Insecta; Orthoptera; Acrididae
Product: mucin-5AC-like
Exons: 5
Coding region: 335-4456 (1373 amino acids)
Source: RefSeq, a predicted model, not a curated record